AUGUCCAGAUCCGGUGACAGGACCUCCACCUUCGACCCCAGCCACAGUGACAACCUGCUGCACGGCCUCAACCUGCUGUGGAGGAAGCAGCUAUUUUGCGACGUGACCCUGACGGCCCAGGGCCAGCAGUUCCACUGCCACAAGGCCGUGCUGGCCUCCUGUUCGCAGUACUUCCGAUCACUCUUCUCCAGCCACCCCCCUCUCGGGGGAGGGGUCGGCGGCCAGGACGGCUUGGGGGCCCCCAAGGACCAGCAGCAGCAACAGCAGCAGCCACAGCAGCAGCCUCCACAGCAGCAGCAGCCGCCGCCACAGGAGGAGCCCGGGACUCCUUCCUCCUCCCCCGACGACAAGCUGCUGACCAGUCCCCGAGCCAUUAACAACCUAGUGCUGCAGGGCUGCUCGUCCAUCGGGCUGCGCCUAGUGCUUGAAUACCUCUACACGGCCAACGUGACCCUCUCCUUGGACACCGUGGAGGAGGUGCUGUCGGUCAGCAAGAUCCUGCACAUCCCUCAGGUCACCAAGCUCUGCGUUCAGUUCCUCAACGACCAGAUCUCGGUGCAGAACUACAAGCAGGUGUGCAAGAUUGCCGCACUGCACGGCCUGGAGGAAACCAAGAAGCUGGCCAACAAGUACCUGGUGGAGGAUGUGCUGUUGCUUAACUUCGAGGAGAUGCGUGCCCUGCUGGACUCGCUGCCGCCCCCCGUGGAGUCGGAGCUGGCACUUUUCCAGAUGUCCGUGCUGUGGCUGGAGCACGACCGUGAGACCCGCAUGCAGUACGCUCCCGACCUCAUGAAGCGCCUCCGCUUCGCGCUCAUCCCCGCCCCGGAGCUGGUGGAGCGGGUCCAGUCGGUGGAUUUCAUGCGCACCGACCCGGUCUGCCAGAAGCUGCUGCUGGACGCCAUGAACUACCACCUGAUGCCCUUCAGGCAGCACUGCAGGCAGAGCCUGGCCAGCAGAAUUCGCUCUAACAAGAAAAUGCUGCUGUUGGUUGGAGGGUUGCCUCCCGGACCGGACCGGCUCCCCAGCAAUCUGGUCCAGUAUUACGAUGACGAAAAGAAGACGUGGAAAAUACUCACAAUUAUGCCUUACAACAGUGCCCACCACUGUGUUGUCGAGGUAGAAAACUUCCUGUUCGUGUUGGGUGGAGAGGACCAGUGGAAUCCAAAUGGAAAACAUAGCACAAAUUUUGUCAGCCGCUAUGAUCCCCGAUUUAAUAGUUGGAUCCAACUUCCACCCAUGCAAGAAAGAAGAGCCAGUUUCUACGCAUGCCGCUUGGACAAGCAUUUAUACGUGAUUGGCGGGAGGAAUGAAACCGGCUACCUGUCCAGUGUGGAGUGCUACAACCUCGACACCAACGAGUGGCGCUAUGUGUCCUCUUUGCCUCAGCCUCUGGCAGCCCAUGCAGGAGCAGUACACAAUGGGAAAAUAUAUAUUUCAGGGGGUGUGCACAAUGGAGAGUACGUGCCAUGGUUGUAUUGUUAUGACCCCGUCAUGGAUGUCUGGGCCCGGAAACAAGACAUGAACACAAAACGUGCCAUCCACACAUUGGCUGUGAUGAAUGACCGCUUAUACGCAAUUGGAGGGAAUCAUUUGAAAGGUUUCUCCCACCUUGACGUCAUGCUUGUGGAGUGCUAUGACCCAAAAGGUGACCAGUGGAACAUUCUCCAGACCCCCAUCUUGGAGGGUCGCAGUGGCCCCGGCUGUGCGGUGCUUGAUGACAGUAUUUAUCUGGUGGGGGGCUACAGCUGGAGUAUGGGUGCCUACAAGUCGUCUACAAUCUGCUACUGUCCAGAAAAGGGAACCUGGACUGAACUAGAAGGCGAUGUGGCUGAACCCCUGGCAGGCCCAGCCUGUGCAACAGUCAUCUUACCAGCCUGUGUACCCUAUAACAAAUAA
This is a messenger RNA of Arvicola amphibius (Eurasian water vole), 1896 nucleotides long. RefSeq names its product kelch like family member 14 (gene Klhl14). Lineage: Eukaryota; Metazoa; Chordata; Mammalia; Rodentia; Cricetidae. The record is from RefSeq and is a predicted model, not a curated record. The transcript has 8 exons. Gene Ontology annotation, molecular function: protein binding. The coding region runs from base 1 to 1896 and encodes 631 amino acids.